AUGGGUGUGCUGACCGUGAUUAUACUACCUGUCCUGCUAACUGUGGUCGCCGCGGAGGCUGGCAAGCUGGGGGCCGCGGAGGCUGGCCAGGGGGCAACGGAGGCUGGCAAGCUGGGGACCGCGGAGGCUGGCAAGCUGGGGACCGCGGUGGCUGACCAGGGGGCCGCGGAGGCUGGCCAGGGGGCCGCGGAGGCUGGCAAGCUGGGGGCCGCGGAGGCUGGCCAGGGGGCCGCGGAGGCUGGCCAGGGGGCCGCGGAGGCCAAGAAAGGCCAAGAACAGGCAGAAGAACCGCCCCUGUCUCACAUCCCCGACACCAUCAAGGCAAUGCUGAGUGAAGGAAAGCCCAACCAAGAACAGGCAGAAGAACCGCCCCUGUCUCACAUCCCCGACACCAUCAAGGCAAUGCUGAGUGAAGGAAAGCCCAACAACAAAGAACGGAUCAUGGAUAGUGAAGCACCCCAAGGCGCCUUGAAACGACACCGAGACAACCUGCGCCAACUGUCCGCCACUGUUCAAGCCUUACAACGCGACCAAGAUGCCUUGAAACGAGACCAAGACGCCUUGAAACGCAACCAAGACGCCUUGAAACGCGACCAACACGACAUGCGCCGACUGUCCACUACUGUUGACGACUUGAAACGCGACCAACACGACAUGCGCCGACUCUCCACCAUUGUUGACGACUUGAAACGUGACCAACACGACAUGCGCCGACUGCCCACAAUUGUUGAUGCCUUGAAACGCAACUACCACGACAUUCGCCGACUGUCCACCACUGUUGACGCCUUGAAACGCGAACUGGACAACGAGAAGCGUCGUCACAAAAUUGGACAGACUUUAACAUCUUGUCCUCGGAGUUACACAAUGUGGCGUGGAACCUGCUACAAGGCCUUCAACAAACGAAAGUCCUUCGACAAAGCUGCCGCGGCAUGUCGUGCAGACGGCGGCACCCUCGCCAUGCCCCGAGACGCUGGGACCGACGCCUUCCUCAUCUCCCUGUACAAGUCCGUGAGCGAUCACUGGAACUUCUGGAUCGGCCUGCACGAUCAGCGCGAAGAGGGAAGGUUUGAGUGGGUGGACCGUUCUGCACUUGGGCCGUACAGCUCCUGGAGUCCGGGAGAACCGAACAACUUUUUCGGAAUGCAAGAUUGCGUCUGUUACUCCGCAAAGCCAUCCGAAAAAGACAAGUGGGACGACCAACCAUGCUUCAUGCUGAAUUACUUCAUAUGCCAGGCUGCACCAGGCGACAGGCGGGACUCUCACCACUACUGUACAACGGCUCUCCGACCAUCCGCAGUAAAACUAACUAGAAAAACCUAA
Messenger RNA from Branchiostoma belcheri (Belcher's lancelet), 1320 nucleotides. Its product is annotated as C-type lectin domain family 4 member M-like. The coding region runs from base 1 to 1320 and encodes 439 amino acids. The transcript has 4 exons. The record is from RefSeq and is a predicted model, not a curated record. NCBI's taxonomy places the organism in Eukaryota, Metazoa, Chordata, Leptocardii, Amphioxiformes, Branchiostomatidae.